AUGUCCGGAGCAGAGGAGGUCUGCACGGUGCCUGAGCAGGAGAGUGAGCUCCAAGCAACAUCCUUUGGGGGCCCCUCUGAAGUCAGCGAAGCAAAGGCCAGAAAGAGCCGCUCCUCCCGGUCCUCCCGGGCCGGGCUGCUCUUCCCCGUCAGCCGCGUAGACAGGCAGCUGCGCAGAGGCCAUUUUUCUGGGCGCAUUGGAGCCAAGGCCCCCGUCUACCUGGCUGCAGUGCUCCAGUGGCUAACGCACAGAACCAUGGACGUGGCCGGCAAGAUUUCCAAGAAUAGCAAGCAGCAGCGCAUUUCUCCAUCGCACUUGCAGAGAGCGGUGCAAAAGAGCUCUGUGCUCAAGCAGCUCCUGCGAGGCGAUGUGCCCAGGAGCCGCAGCAGAGCUGUCCCCCACAGACGGCGUGUGGCCUCACCCUCCAAAAAGGCAACAACCAAGG
Phaethon lepturus (White-tailed tropicbird) is the source of this 445-nucleotide messenger RNA. RefSeq names its product histone H2A-beta, sperm-like. The transcript has a single exon. Lineage: Eukaryota; Metazoa; Chordata; Aves; Phaethontiformes; Phaethontidae. Gene Ontology annotation, cellular component: nucleosome. The annotation marks the transcript as partial. Gene Ontology annotation, molecular function: protein heterodimerization activity; structural constituent of chromatin; DNA binding. The record is from RefSeq and is a predicted model, not a curated record.